Hemibagrus wyckioides is the source of this 2672-nucleotide messenger RNA. RefSeq names its product paired box 8 (gene pax8). Gene Ontology annotation, biological process: anatomical structure development; regulation of transcription by RNA polymerase II. Gene Ontology annotation, molecular function: RNA polymerase II cis-regulatory region sequence-specific DNA binding; DNA-binding transcription factor activity, RNA polymerase II-specific. Lineage: Eukaryota; Metazoa; Chordata; Actinopteri; Siluriformes; Bagridae. Bases 315 to 1697 code for a protein of 460 amino acids. The transcript has 12 exons. The record is from RefSeq and is a predicted model, not a curated record.
CGCGCGCGCACACACACACACACACGCACAAAAACGCCUGACAGCUGCUCCUGCACAUCUGUGCUCUUGUUUCGAGAAGCUCAAAAUACUUCAUUCACUUUUUUUUCCCCUGUCGAACUGUCUUGAGGACAUAAUUCAAGGUUCGUUUAUAACGCGCGUCGUUUGUCCUGGAGCAAUACGCACGAGUCUGACGCAGAAGAGCAUUUAAAGGAGCGUUUCCACACCAGGCGAGGCCCCAUAUGGACUAAAAGCAACCAAAUUAAAGUGACACUCCGACUUUUACCCCAGGACUAAGCGGCCCACAGCACUGCACAAUGUCCAACACAACCGGCAGAGGGCAUGGGGGUCUUAAUCAACUAGGCGGCAUGUUUGUAAAUGGACGCCCGCUCCCGGAGGUCAUCCGGCAGCGCAUUGUGGACAUGGCUCACCAGGGCGUUCGGCCCUGCGACAUCUCCCGUCAGCUGCGGGUCAGCCAUGGCUGCGUCAGCAAGAUCCUGGGCAGAUACUAUGAGACAGGAAGCAUAAAACCUGGAGUGAUCGGUGGAUCGAAGCCGAAGGUGGCUACGCCGAAAGUGGUGGACAAGAUAGCAGAGUAUAAGCGGCAAAAUCCCACCAUGUUCGCCUGGGAGAUCAGAGACAGGCUCCUGGCUGAGGGAGUGUGUGACAGCGACACGGUGCCCAGCGUCAGCUCCAUAAACAGGAUCAUCCGGACCAAGGUGCAACAGCCGUUUAACGUGCCCUUGGAUAGCAAAAGCCUCAGUCCAGGUCACACACUAAUUCCAAGUUCAGCCGUCACCCCUCCCGAGUCGCCUCAGUCUGACUCUCUGGGUUCCACCUACUCCAUUAGCGGCCUGCUGGGUAUUCCACAGGCCAGCUCAGAAGGCAAGAGGAGUCAUGACGACAGUGACCAGGAGAGCUGUCGACACAGCGUGGACUCUCAGGGCAGUGGAGGUGGACCAAGGAAACAGCUGAGGCCUGAGCAUUUCUCAUCACAACACCUGGACUGUGGCUUCGAGCGACACCACUACACCUCCGACACGUUCGGUUCCGCCACCGCUGGCAAGACUGAGCAGUCGCUGUAUCCGCUCUCUCUCCUCAAUGGAAGUCUAGAAGAAGGCAAGAGCAGCCUCGCAACAUCCAGCGCCGCCAUUGGCCGAAACCUAGCAGCGCACCAGGGCUACACAGUCGUGACAGAUGCCCUACAGCCCCUACCCAUCUGCCUGAAACAGGAAAUGUCACCGGACGGGGCCAGCUCAAGCCCUUCUCCCAACAUUAUACCCAACUCUGCCUUCUUGGAAAUGGGUGGCAUUUCAACUCCGUCGCCAGCGUCUGUGGGUAACGGUGGCAGCAGCUCCAUGCAUUUCUCUCAUGCCUUCAACUCAUUUCCCCAUCAUGCACCAGUAUACAGCCAGUUCAGCAGCCAGUCUCUCAUCACAGGCCGAGACAUGGUGAGCUCCACCCUCCCCGGAUAUCCUCCACACAUUCCAUCAGCCGGACAGACGAGUUAUUCGUCCUCGGCCAUCACAGGAAUGGUAGCAGGAGCUGAUUACUCAGGCCAGACUUACACACACUCACCAUACACAUCCUACAGCGACGCAUGGAGAUUCACCAACUCCAGCAUACUAGGCUCUCCAUAUUACUACAGCUCCGCCUCCCGCACAGCUCCGCCCACCACCACCGCGUACGAUCACCUUUAGCAGCAGACGAUCGAAUACUGAGCAAGGAGCGAUAUACAUCCAAGUGCACACGGUUUAGUGAGGGUGAUUUCUUCCUCUUGCUGGGACGCUCCUGAGUAACCUAAAACACAACAGACGUGACGUAUUAUUUUGGCCCACUUUACAACCUGUGGACAAAUCCAGAAGAAAAAAAAAAAACAAAGAGAGGAAAUUUCAUUUUCAGCGAAAAGGAUGCGAAGGACACGAAAACCAGGCCAGCAUGGACAAAUGUUUUGGUUGAUUAUUUAUUCCCUUCAUUGACCGCCUUCGACCAAACGCACAAGUUUAGCCGUCUGUUUAAACAUGUCUUGCCCCAGGUUUUUGAACCAAAAUGCAUGGCGCAACAGCCACAGAUCUUACUGCAGUUUGCUUUCAGACCUUAACUGCGUUCAUGACCUGUGGUGCAUGAAGAACAAAUCCAGAGAGCCAGCUUUUUUUUCCUCCUCCUCCUUCUUCUUCUUCGUCUUCUUCAGGCUCCAUUCUUCUAUUUGUUCCUCUUUCUCUCCAUUUCCCUGGGUUUAUAUACCUUGUAGGAUUGCAGCAUUUGUAGCUGUUUUGAAGUUUCAUUUAUUUACUUUCCCAACGAACAACUUGAUCACCAUUUUCAGCUACAGCAGCAAAAUCAGCUGUCAAUUUAAAGACCAUUACCAAAUACCUGCUGGUUAUGUUGGUGGGAUAAUGUGUAAAUAAUGUAGAAAAGUAAAAAAAACCCUUAUUAAAAAAAAAAAUCCCUUUUAUGCUACAAAUAAUUAGGAGUGGAGUUUAUGGGGAUAAAUUAGUACAUUGUAAGAGAAGUUGUAAGAAAACGUUUUAUUUUCUCCCUCCCAUAUGUACUACAUUUGUUGUCAAAUGGUUUUGCUAAGAUCCGUGAUUAAAACUAUUCCUUUUUAUUGUACUGUGAAAGAUAUGAUUAAUCAAUUUCUACAGAAUUAUUUUUAAUGAAAUAAAGCAUGACAA